Messenger RNA from Enhydra lutris kenyoni (northern sea otter), 807 nucleotides. RefSeq names its product membrane spanning 4-domains A10. The record is from RefSeq and is a predicted model, not a curated record. The transcript has 8 exons. Lineage: Eukaryota; Metazoa; Chordata; Mammalia; Carnivora; Mustelidae. Bases 1 to 807 code for a protein of 268 amino acids. Gene Ontology annotation, biological process: cell surface receptor signaling pathway. Gene Ontology annotation, cellular component: plasma membrane.
AUGGCCGGAAGCCCCGAGGGGAAGUCCCAGGGCCAGCCAAUGUCCUUGGUCCCCGCCCUGACAGCAGAAGCCUAUGGAGCCGCUGAAGUGAUUCCCAGGCCAGAAGUGGGGGAGCUACUGCCAUGGCAGGCCCAGGGUCCCACCCAGCCUGGCCAGAUGAGCCUGCCCGGCUUCCCGCUGCCCGCCUGGUACCAGCAGCAGACCAGGAAGAGAAACAGCCUUCUCAAGCUGCUGGGCGCCUUCCACGUUGUCCUUGCUCUGCUGCACUUGCUCUUCGGGAGCUGCCUGGUCUCCACGGUCAAGGGUCUUCACCUGGUGGUGCUGAAGUCGUGGUAUCCAUUCUGGGGGGCUGCCUCUUUCCUCAUUUCGGGCAUCUUGGUGAUCAUGACGGAGCUGUUUUGGAAGACUUACCUGAGGAGGCUUUGCCUGAUAGCACAUGCCAUCAGCUGCUUCUGCGUGCUAGCUGGCCUCUUUGUCAUCGCCAAAGAUCUCUUCCUGGAGAGUCCCUUUGACUUCCCGAUCUGGACACCGUAUCCCAGCAGCACACUCCACAUCCAGAGGCUGGAGCUGGCCCUGCUCUGCUUCACGGUCCUGGAGUUCUUCCUGCUGGGCUCCACGGCUGUCACCGUGUGCCGCCUUAACUGCCCGCCUGCAGAGGAAGACGACUUGAUCCUUAUUCAGGACACACCAGUGAGAAUCACGAAGUGGUCCAUGGGUCCUCCGCCAUCCUAUGAGGAUGCGAUUCUAGGUGGCAUGCUCAGUGUCCAAACCGGCGUCCACACCAGCUCCCUCGAGGAAGUCAAGUGA